Messenger RNA from Funneliformis geosporum, 969 nucleotides. The record is from the annotation of a GenBank genome assembly. NCBI's taxonomy places the organism in Eukaryota, Fungi, Glomeromycota, Glomeromycetes, Glomerales, Glomeraceae.
AUGGAAGAAAUAAAUAGUAAAAAAAAUCAUAAAAUUGGGUCAAUUACGGUCAUCACUGGAAAUAUGUUUUCGGGCAAAACUGGCUUGCUAAUCGCUAAAUAUAAUCAAAAUAAAAAUUAUCGAAAAUGUUUAGCUUUUAAACCAACUUUGGAUACUAGGUAUAGUGAAACCGAAAUAGUUUCUCACGACCAAGAAAGUAUUAAGGCCAUUCCCAUUACUACUAUUCAGGAAAUAGAUAAAUAUAAAGAACGAUUCGACAGUGCUUAUAUUGAUGAACUACAUUUUUUUUCAAGGAACGACCAAGGAGGCGAGGUUAACCGUUAUUUGAAUGAACUGGCCAACCAAAAUAAAGAAAUUGUGGGGGCUGGUUUAACUUGGGAUUGUUUUGCCGAUAAACCCUUUUUGUCAGUAGCCCAUUUGGUGGCGACUGCUGAAUAUCCGCCAGUAAGUAAACCAAACAUAAAUAAAGAUAAAAAUGCGCUAAUAAUUAUUGCCGGAGGUAGUGGCACUGGUAAAACUACUAUCGAAAAUUUACUGGCUCAAAGCCCCAAUAUUACUAAAUUAGUUUCAACUACUACUCGACCACCACGAGCGGGAGAAGUAGAUGGCCAAGACUACUAUUUUAUUAGCAAAGCAGAAUUUGAAGUAGAAUUAGCAAAAGGCCGGUUUUUAGAGCAUGUUAUUUACGAUGGUAAUUAUUAUGGAGUGCAUGGUAAAGUGAUCGAUCUAAUUUUAGGAACUCAAAAGAAAAACGGAGUAAUUAUUGUGGAUGUGGAUGGCUUUCGACAAAUUAAAAAAUACUGUCAAGCCAAAGGCACUAGUGAACCAGAAAUUAUUCGGAGAUUAAUUAUUGAAGAAAAAGAAGGAAAAUUUGCUGUUGAGUUUGAUUAUAUUUUGACCGUUAAAGAGAAUGGUUUAGCCGAAGUAGUUCGAACAAUUAAAAACAAAUUAAAUUAUGAAAUGAAUUAA